Diabrotica balteata is the source of this 1013-nucleotide messenger RNA. The record is from the annotation of a GenBank genome assembly. NCBI's taxonomy places the organism in Eukaryota, Metazoa, Arthropoda, Insecta, Coleoptera, Chrysomelidae.
UUGUAUCCGGUAAAAUGUUUGUUUGUAUAUUUUUUAUAUGGGUGUUAAUUUUAUCUCAGUCCGAAGCUGUCUCAUUGGACGAGGAUUAUGAAGAUUUUGAUCCAGACUACAAUGAUUUCAACGGCACGUCAUUUGGUCUAAAGUUGUCAACAGAUCUAGCUUAUCACUUUUAUUGCACGCGACAUCCUACCAAGAGUAUUAAAGUAGAAAUUGGUACAAUUAGCCGGCUAAAAAACACAAACUUUUCUGCAGAAAAGGAAACGCUAUUUAUUGUGCAUGGUUGGAAAUGUAACAAUGUAUCACAAAUAAACCGAGAAAUUACCGCAGCUAUUCUAAAGAACCACGACAUUAACGUUAUUGUUGUAGAUUGGAGUAAAAUGGCCGGAAAAAAUUACAUUUCUGCUAAGAGAGCCGUUACUAGAGUUGGAUUAUAUGUUGCUGGCUUCAUUACAGAACUAAAGGCGAACUUUGGAUUAAGACUUGAAAAAGUAAAAUUUGUAGGUCACUCCUUAGGUGCACACAUAUGUGGGAAUGCAGGUGCUGCAUUGGGUGGAAAGGUUGACAGAAUUGUCGGACUUGAUCCAGCAGGUCCUCUAUUUACUGUUAAAAAUACUGCCAAUCGUCUGGACCGAACUGAUGCAAAGUUUGUUCAGGUCAUUCAUACCAAUGGGGGAACUUUGGGAUUUGGAGAAGCUAUAGGACACGCUGACUAUUUUCCAAAUGGAGGCGAAUCUCAACCAGGUUGUGGUUGGGAUUUGGUAGGAACUUGUUCUCAUUCCAGAGCCUACGCUUAUUAUUCAGAAAGCUUGCAGCAUAACUUUCUUGCAAGAAGAUGUACUGAUAUCAAACAAUAUAAGAAAGGAAAUUGCAAAAAAAUUGACGUUAACGAUUUUUCAGUAAUGGGAAGAUUUACAGUAGAUUACAAUGCAAGAGGAAGUUAUUACCUACUUACCAACAGCAAACCACCAUAUGCUAGGGGAUAAACUUUCGUAUUGUUGACUCCAAAAUGUCAG